Molecule: messenger RNA, 1987 nt
Organism: Malania oleifera
Lineage: Eukaryota; Viridiplantae; Streptophyta; Magnoliopsida; Santalales; Ximeniaceae
Product: probable pectate lyase 8
Exons: 7
Coding region: 133-1464 (443 amino acids)
Molecular function (GO): pectate lyase activity
Source: RefSeq, a predicted model, not a curated record
CUGCUUUGACCCGCUUCGUUUCUCGUCUUUCUCCUUUUCCAUUAGGCAUACUCUGAGAGAGAGAGAGAAAGAGAGAGAGAGAAACAAUCAGACAUUGCUCUGUUAUAGGGAGAGAGCUGUGAGCCGACAUUAAUGGCGGUUUCUCUGAGAUGGUUUUCUGUAUUGGCAUUACUGGCUGUAAUGCUUGUUGUGGGUGUGAAGGCUGCAAUUGGGAGGGACGACCUUGCGCAGUCAAGGACUAAAGAAACAGAGGAGUUGAAGAGCUCGUCAAUGGCGGAAAGGUCAGAGGAAGGUGAAGCCUGGAAGAAUGAGCAUGCUGUGGAUAAUCCUGAAGACGUUGCUUCAAUGGUUGAUUCGAGUAUUCGGAAUAGCACGGAGAGGAGGAAGUUAGGAUUUUUCUCGUGCGGAACUGGAAACCCAAUUGACGACUGCUGGCGGUGUGACCCCAACUGGCACCGCAACAGGAAGAGGCUGGCCGAUUGUGGAAUUGGCUUUGGACGAAAUGCGAUUGGGGGUCGCGACGGCAAGUACUAUGUUGUGACGGACCCAAGCGACGAUGACGCAGUGAACCCGAGACCGGGCACGCUCCGGUAUGCAGUGAUCCAGGACAGGCCGCUGUGGAUACUGUUCAAGCGGGACAUGGUGAUCACUCUGAAGCAAGAGCUGAUCAUGAACAGCUUCAAGACCAUCGAUGGUCGUGGGGUGAAUGUCCACAUUGCCAAUGGGGCUUGCAUAACUAUCCAGUUCAUCACAAAUGUCAUCAUCCAUGGCCUCCACAUCCACGACUGCAAGUCCACGGGGAAUGCCAUGGUUCGAAGCUCCCCAACUCACUAUGGGUGGAGGACAAUGGCCGAUGGCGAUGGGGUUUCCAUUUUUGGAGCAAGCCAUAUCUGGGUUGACCACAAUUCACUGGCUAAUUGUGCUGAUGGCCUUGUGGACGCCAUCAUGGGUUCCACUGCCAUUACCAUCUCCAACAACUACUUCACUCACCACAAUGAGGUGAUGCUGUUGGGUCACAGUGAUUCUUACACCAGAGAUAAGCAAAUGCAGGUCACCAUUGCCUACAACCAUUUUGGCGAGGGUCUUAUACAGAGAAUGCCUAGGUGCAGGCAUGGAUAUUUCCAUGUGGUGAACAAUGACUACACUCACUGGGAAAUGUAUGCAAUUGGUGGAAGUGCUGAACCCACCAUUAACAGCCAGGGCAACAGAUAUCUUGCCCCUGCCAACCUUUUUUCUAAAGAGGUUACGAAGAGAGUUGACACUGAAGAUGGUGUAUGGAAGAACUGGAAUUGGAGAUCAGAGGGAGACCUUCUGCUGAAUGGGGCCUAUUUCACUCCAUCAGGAAAUGGAGCUGCCGCCAGUUAUGCCAGGGCCUCUAGCUUAGGUGCAAAGUCCUCUUCCAUGGUUGCCUCCAUUACUUCUGGUGCUGGUGCUCUUUCCUGCCGCAGAGGAUCACAAUGUUAAAACUCAACCCCAUCCGAGGACCAAAAAAAAUACAUAGUUCAAUUUUUUUUCCUUCUUUCCCCUUUCUACUGUUAAAGCACUGCUCAAGCUCCCAAUCAAUUCUGUUUCCAACACCUCAUCGUAUGUCUCCAGUGAUUCCAUAUUGGACAAGUGUAUAUCAGUCAUUAUGUUGUCACAGUACUCGUAAACAUUAUUCCACUUGUCAUCUCACCACCAAUGCUCAACCUCGGCCUGCUUCAAAUGCGAGGAUUACAUCCAUUGGGCGGGUGCAGAAGUGUUGUUCAUUUCCUUUCUCCCCUCAUUGAUCUGUUCCCUGGACGUUGGAACCAUCCUUGUCUUAAUCUCAUCUUUGAAAUACAUCGCUUGUAUUGUGGUCCAUAUGCACCAAGUGUCCGCCUCUUUCUCGUUUUUCAAAAUCUUACUUGCAUAGUGGAGAAAAGAGUGAAAAAAAAAAAAAAAAAAUCAGUUCAUGUAUUGAAAAAAACUCUCUUAUCGUGAUGAUGAAGAUGAUGUUCAGCUUCAA